Biomphalaria glabrata is the source of this 4399-nucleotide messenger RNA. RefSeq lists its product as uncharacterized. NCBI's taxonomy places the organism in Eukaryota, Metazoa, Mollusca, Gastropoda, Planorbidae. The transcript has 10 exons. The record is from RefSeq and is a predicted model, not a curated record. Bases 305 to 1606 code for a protein of 433 amino acids.
AUUGUCUGAUGCAUUAGGUUUAUAUGACAUUUAAUUUAAUGUCUUCAUCUGUUCCACCUGAUACACUGACUACACUCCCAAGAUCCUCCAGCUUUUGUGUGAAAGUCCAUUGGAUUCCUUUCCCUGAAUUAGAAAAAAGCUUUUUUUGUGAGCUAAUCCAAUACUAGAAGAAACAGCUAGGAGAAGUGAAAGAAGAUAUCCUGUUUGACUCCAGAUGUGACUGGGAAUUCCUCUGCGGUUUGCCACUGUGGGCUACUUGGCAGCAUGGUGAAAUAAACAAGCUUGAAAACAACAUUUGUAAAAAAUGGCGCAGGAUUCUGCUUCAUUGCUACCUCAUGUCUCAAGUGUUAAGGGUGAAAUAGGUCUCUAUGGUCACCACACUCAUGGCCUGACAGUGUUAACUACAGCUGUAUUUGCUGUGGGUGAGAUGGCAGGGUCUGGUGUUUUGGCCUUACCUGCAGCUCUUAAUGGCACUGGUUAUAUUGGCAUCUUACUGAAUGUCAUGUGUGCCAUAGUAUCUGCAUACACUGGCAUGUUGUUGGGCAGAUGUUGGCUGAUGGUACUUCACAGAUACUCAGAAUACCAAGAACAUUCUAGAUAUCCUUAUCCAGCUAUUGGGCAAGUCACCUUUGGAAAACCUGGAAGACUUAUAGUAUCUUGUGCUAUCAACUUCACAUUAUUUGGUGUCUCUGUGGUUUUUUUACUGCUGGCCUCUGAGAACAUCCAGUCACUGAUUCAAGAUGCUGGUGCCAACAUUUCUUUCUGCUACUGGCUUUUGAUUGUUGCAGGAUGUCUCCUUCCAAUAACAUGGCUUGGCACACCCAAAGACUUUUGGCCCAUAGCAGUGGGGGCAGUGGUAGCUACAAGUGUGGCCUGCUGUGUCAUCCUGGCCAAUAUUGCUGAGGAUUCUAAAACUUUACCUCCAGCUUUUUAUCCCAAGAUUGACUUCAAAGGAUUCUUCUUUGCUUUUGGAACUAUUUGUUUUGCAUUUGGUGGACAUCCAGCAUUCCCAACCUUUCAAGCUGAUAUGAGAAAUCCAGAAAAGUUUGGAAAAGCAAUAUUCAUAGCAUACAUGAUUGUUCUACUUAUGUACCUUCCUGUGGCUAUCAGCGGUUAUGUGGUUUACGGCAGCCAUGCUCAGGACAACAUACUUCAGAGUGUUUCAGCGGGCCCAAUGAGAUAUACAGUAGAGAUUCUUAUCACUCUUCAUCUCAUUUGUAGUUUUAUCAUUGUGAUCAACCCUGUGUGUCAGGAGGGGGAACAACUACUACAUAUACCGACAAGUUUCAGCUACAAGCGAGUUAUAUUUAGGACAGCAAUGAUGGCAGUAAUUUUGUUUGUAGCAGAGUCCAUCCCUCACUUUGGUGCCAUACUUUCACUAGUUGGAGGAUCUACCACCACAUUGUUGGCUUACAUCCUUCCUCCUGUUUUCUACCUCAAGCUCUGUUCUAUGGAGGGAAGCUGGGAAAAAGUGACGGCUUCCCUUCAUGAGAAAGUUGCUUGUGCUGAGAUUAUCGCCAUAGGGGCUGUAGCUGGCAUUGCUUCCACUUACUCCGCUAUCUCAGACUUGGCCACUAGUAGCUUCUCUAAGCCCUGUUAUGUCUAGUCUUAGGCUACCAACUAUUAUUUCCCAUGAUUAUUAGUGGUGAUGGUAUAAAAAAAUUGUAAUAUUGGUAAAUUUUAUAUUUGUUAAGAAUUAUGUAAGGUAUGAUUUUGAUUUUGUAAAUGUAAAUAAUUAUUGCAUCUGUUCAAUGUCUUUGUUUUUCAUCAUUAUUAUAACUCUCUUCAAAACAGCGUCUUCUAUUUUCACAUUGUUUGCCCAAUUUUACCUUGUAAAAAAUACAUUAUCAUAGUAGUAAAACAGAAUUUUACAGAAUUUUAAAUGAUUUUUGUGCCAGCAUCACGCUUCUGUCAUUGAAUUUUUGUAUAGUUAUAGAGUGACAUUGACAUUGUUAUAUUGUUGUUUUAUUUUUACAUAAAAUGCCUUGUGUUGUGUUUGUAUUGAAAAGGUGUCUGAUCAUAUUUUCAAUUGAGUUUUUUAAAUAUUUAUUUGUCAAAGUUAUUGGAGUAUAUUUUAUGAUUCCAUGUAAGAACAAUUUUUUUAUUUACAGAUUAUACAAUUUAUUUAAAAAAGUAGUAUUAAUAUUUUCUGUCUAUAUUAAGUUAAUUUUUACAUUGCCCUAAAUUUUAUAAAUCUCUAGUAACUCUAUGUGAUAGACUUGUCUUUGGCAUUCAUUGUUCUGAGACACAAGCUUAACUCAUAUGGCUGAUGUGGGAAAUCAAAGAGGCACAGAAAGUCUAUUAACACCAUUGUAGGCUAUUGGAUUUGGCUUCCUGAAUGACAGUCUGGAGCUUUUAAUAACUGUGUCUCUGAGUUGAUUUCCUUAUUUUUAGUUUUUUAUAUUUUACAAAGUGUAUAGUCUUGGUAAAGAAAUGGCAUUUUUUAUCUACCAUAUACACAAUAAAAAUAUAAAUAAAUAAAACAAUAACUAUAACCAAGUAAAUUAAUAUUAGGAUACUAUUUUUAUUAAAUGGAUUGUUCAAGAAAUAUUAGUUUCUUGUAUGUAUCUCAGAGCAAAGGUGUAAUGAAUCUAUGCUACCAAACCUUUUCAUUUUUAUAUAGGUUUUACUUAUAGAAUGGUUAAUGUUUGAAAUCCAGUCAUUGAAAUUCUAAUGUAUCUUUCUGAAGACUUUUGCUAUUUAAUGAAAUAAUAUACUGAUAAUAGUGUGUAACUUAGCACAUUAAUUUAUUUAAAUACUAUGUAUGUCAGUAAUUUGUAAUUAUUUUUUUUAAUUGUUCUAGUUUUUGAACUUGUAAUUUUAUCAGUCUUUUUUUUUUCACAUAGCUUUUUAAAACUGAAAUAUUUGUGCAACAUUUUUUUUUAGAUUAUCUCCCUUGUUCCUAUAUCAUGUCCCUUUUUUCUGCUGUAAUGAACAUUAUACCAUUAUUAUAAUUGCUUUAUAAUAUGUUAACUUGGAAAAAUGUGAUGUAAAAAGUAUGUUAUAAGAAAAGCAACUAAGACUACUUGAAUGCUUUCACCAAAGAUGCUUGCGCUCCAUCAUGGACAUAUGGUGGCAAGACGCACUACAAACAGCGAUGUCCUUGCAAACGCUGGUAUGGACAGUAUAGAGAGACUUCUAAUGGUCGGACAGUUACGCUUGAAUGUAUGCCAAAAGCUGUCUUUUUUGGUGAGCUAAUAGGUGGUUGACGUAACAGAGGUGCCCAAUACUUGCUGUAUUGGUUUCAUUUAAAAAAAUAAAUACAUAAAUUUUAUAGCUUGCAUAUUCAGGUUGAAACAUUUGAUGACUAAUUAAAUAAUUUUUAUAGAUUUGAUAUUCAAUAUAACAAAAAUAAGAAUUUAAUUCAAUCUUUUAAUUUUGAUUAAUAUUCUGUGGGCUUAUUUUUUUUAUCAUUUUAAAAAUGUAUUAACCCAAAAGUAAACACAAAAGUAUUUUUUUUAUUAAAAAAUGACUGUUGUUGCUGAGAAACAUAUAUGCUUAAUAUCUUGUGUGUGUAACCUAUGAUAGAAAUGAUAUCUUGAAUGCGAAAUUUUAAAGAUAAAAAUGGACAGCAAAAUUUUGAUAAUUUUUAUAUAAUAUUCUUUAUCCUUGGAAAGAAAAGGUCUUGUAUGUUAACUUGAACAAUAGAAGGCUAUAAAUAUUUAUUUGCUAAUAUUAACUCAAUUUUGAAUAUAUAUAUAUAUAUAUAUAUAUAUAUAUAUAUAUAUAUAUAUAUAUAUAUACAUGAGUUGAAAUAGAAUAUUGUAAGUCAGGUCAGAUACAUUUGUUUUUAUUCAGAUGAUUAUGACCUAAGGAUUCUAUGACAAAUUGAAAUCCUUAAAAUGGUAGAACCCCAGGAAUAUUGUUCAAUGUUCUUGUUGACACAAGUAUUUAUCAGCUUGUUUCAUCAUUGAAGUUAUUUAUGGCAACUGAUCAAUUUUCAUUUUGGUCUAAUCCACAAACAAUAUUUAGAUUAAAUAUUGAUUUCUUAGAAAAAACACUUUCUACACCUUUUUUUUAUGCAGUUUUAUUUUUCUGUUUGGAAAAAUACUGGAUUCUUUAAUUAUCUUUCCUUCCUAUUGACUUUCUCUUCUGCUUUCUUUUUUCUUUUUUAACCAACAGUAUUUGUUUGUUAAUAUUGAUCCAAUUUUGGAUUCAGUAGACUGUUCUUGAAACUUCAUAAAAUCAAAUAGUAAUUAUACUUGUAUUAAAAAUUAUAUUUGUCUCUAGCAUUGUUCUCAUAAAUAUUUUUAGUCUUUAAAUGAUUUUUAUUUAAAUUCCCCUUCAGAGAAGUUUUUUGGUAUUAAUUUUUUUAAGCUUUGCUUAUUACUGAGGUUAUUUUAGUGUCAUUUGUUAAUGUCAUGAUGGACAAAGUAAUAAACUCUAUGUUGUGUAGAAA